AUGGGACGAAAACACGUCAAACGCCAAGCGACUCCUCAGGCACCGGUAUCUGAGACUGCUAUGCGUCAGGUGCUGGGAUGCUAUGAGACAUUCUAUCUUAUAUGCACAUUCAUGGACAUGCCAACACUGCUGCAUGCCCAACUCGUGUCCAAGCAUUGGCAUGACAUGAUUUCGACAUCCCCUCUCUUGCAGCAGAACCUCUUUCUGAAGCCUCGCCCAUCCGUCAACAUAGAGGAACCCAGCAUUCUCAAUCCUCUGUUAUUGAAACACUUUGAGAAAAUACUCAAAGGCAUGGAUUAUCAUCACGACACGAUAUACUACAACACCACAGCGAUAUUUGACAUGGGCAUUGCCAAUAUGAAAGAUGGCCGCAAGGUUCACAAAGCCUUUAUACGUCGCGAUGCAUCCUGGCGACGAAUGUUGAUUGCACAACCACCAAUAACGUCAAUCGGCUAUGUGGAAAAGGUUAAUAAUGAUGAUGAGAACUGGAGACUACUUCCAUUCCCCGAGGGGCUCUGUAUGGGCGAUUUAUACGACAUGGUGUUCCAGGCAAUCUGGGGUAAACCGGACGAGGCCCAUGGUUCUGCCUAUGUAGACUUUGCACCCUUUGAACGCCACUACUAUAACAUGUCCGAUCAUAUGUUGACAAAGUGGAAGGAGAUGCCUCCUAUGGUGGUUGGAUGUGCGGCGUUGCAGAAGCAAUGUCAAUAUCCGACAUCGCGUAGAGGAGGAGCCCAUCGCGCUGUUAUCUCUGAGAGAAGAAGACGCCUUUCAAAAAAGAACAAUGACCGGCCGGGUAGUGGAACGACGCAGAUCUCGACGGAUGCGACUAUCCCAGAGCUCGAUGUUGAGCUUAUGCAUUGCACAGAUAUCGCGUUGCCAGAUGAAGACAUGAUCCCAGGGGCAAGACUGUUGAAUGAAUCAUAUAAUACUCUAGAAGGAGGGGGACUGGGAAAUGAUCCAUUGAUCCUUUCUUAUUACAAGAACUUCCACGUCUUCCAUCCCUUCGUUCUACCCCUACCUCAAUUAAUUAAGCUCUGCGAAGGCCCUUCGGCAUCGCCGUUCGACUUUACUCCUCUGACAACUGUCAUGCGUCUAAUUGGGAAUAUUUACGAUGCUCAGGAAUGGUCCAUCUCUCUCCAGGAAGACGCCGAGUCUCGCAUCUCCCAACUCUCUUCCUCAGAUCCAGUCCAAGUCCAAUGCCGGCUUUUAUACUCGAUUGCUCUAUUCUGGAGUAGCUACACUACUAAAGCCAGUGAAGAAAAAGACAUUGCAACUAAUGUUGCCCUUGAGCUGGGUAUGCACAAGGGAGAGUUUGCCUCUGCCAGUGGAGCUGGAGAUGCCGUUCUCAUGGAGUCUUGGAGACGUACCUGGUGGAUGCUAUACAUCGUGGAUGCAUAUUAUGCUGGGACGCUAGGGACGAUGAAUUUCAAGACGUUCCAUGUUGAGGCAACAGUGUCUCUGCCGUGUGAGGAAGACGAGUAUGAGUCAUGUGUAAGUGUCUCCCUCUCGAACUGGGUGCCAUGGCUAAUAAUGUUCAAGUACAUCCCAGAGCCUCGAACUGUCGAAGAUUUCGACUCUCGUGAGUUUGCAGAGAAUGAUAUACCCUUCUCGUCCUUUGCAUAUCUCAUCGGCGCUGUGCGUGCCGCAGCAUUGGCAAUUUCCGUCACUCCGAAAAAGGUGAAGAGACAAGACUCAGAGCGAAUGAUACAGGUUGCAGACGCCGUUAUCGAUGCCUGGCUCCUACUUUUACCUAAGGAACGAAAGGUUAUGAGAAACGAUGGCAGUAUUGAUGAGUUGAUGUUUCAAGCCAAUCUGCUUGUUCACGUGUAA
This is a messenger RNA of Fusarium pseudograminearum CS3096, 1833 nucleotides long. RefSeq lists its product as uncharacterized. The coding region runs from base 1 to 1833 and encodes 610 amino acids. Gene Ontology annotation, molecular function: zinc ion binding; protein binding; DNA binding. Lineage: Eukaryota; Fungi; Ascomycota; Sordariomycetes; Hypocreales; Nectriaceae. The record is from RefSeq and is a predicted model, not a curated record. The transcript has 2 exons. Gene Ontology annotation, biological process: DNA-templated transcription.